UUUAUAAUUUGCGGUCUCUCUCUAUAUAUCCAGAAGCAGAAACCAGAGGAAGAGGGUUUAACUUGAAAACCAUCCAUUUCUGUCGACCUCAUCCACUUCACUUGCAGCAGGUACUGCAGUGCGCCUCUCUGAUAUCUGCGCUCACCACCAUCAAGUUUCGAAAUUGCAGGACGUGGUGAACAAUUUGAAGGCUGAUACACGGGAUGCAGGGAAGGUGUUUGUUAAAUGUUCUGGAAGAUUGUUCGGCUCCUGGCAAACCAUCCUCACUUUGUCAUUACCUUGAUGACUGCUGAUAGAAAAGCUGAACAAUCAUUAGGGUCGGUGUUUCUGCAUCUAGUUUCCCAAGUCAAUUAAUGAUGGAGUUUCAAUUGUUUGAAGAGGAGUACCAAUUUCCAGAUUUCCAGGUUUAAAAAAUUUUAAGGUAAAAAAAACCAAACCAACAAAACCGAAUCGAAAAGAAUUGAAAGAUAAACAGAACCGAACUGAACAGUAAUAGCAAAAAUCCAAGCCUCCAUUGUCACAAAAAUAGCCUUAUUAGAUAGCCUUUUCUAUAACCUCACAAAAUAAAACCUCUCUUGAACCCAUACAAUGUUACUCAGAAACCGCCUCCUAACCCUGCAAAUCACUUCCUUCUUAUCACCGCUUCCUUCCCCACCUAUCAAAACCCGACCUUCCACCCUCUCCUUCCGAACUCUCCUCUCAAACCCAACUCAUCCGAGCCAAAACCCAAACCCAAAACGCAAUGUCCUAGCUCCAAAAGCCACGGCUAACUCAACAAUCCUGGACAAGAACGUCCUGUUCAUGUCGCCUGGGGUCGACCCGGCCGAGGAGGUGACUGAAAAUAUGGUCCUACCCGGUUCGAACAUCGUGCUCGGACCCUAUGCCGGCGAUGCCAAGAUUAAGGAGGUGGAGUUCGUGAAAAGCAGUGCCAGAGCUAAGGAUUGCCCAAAACAUGAUCGACCCGAAUUCGCUAUUCUGGGUCGAUCCAAUGUGGGCAAGUCCUCACUCAUUAAUUCCUUGGUUCGCAAGAAGGAUGUUGCUCUUACAUCUAAGAAACCAGGGAAGACUAAGCUCAUCAAUCAUUUCUUGGUCAACAAAAGUUGGUACUUUGUGGAUUUGCCUGGUUAUGGGUUUGCUAAAGCUCCAGAUGCUGCUCGAAUGGAUUGGUCUGCAUUCACAAAAGGUUUCUUUUUGAGCAGAGAUACUCUUGUUACCGUCCUACUCCUUGUUGAUGCUAGUGUUCCACCUCAGAAAAUCGACCUAGACUGCGCUAAUUGGCUUGGACGUAACAAUAUACCCAUGACUUUUGUCUUCACCAAGUGUGACAAAAUGAGGGCGGGCAAAGGUAAAAGGGCAGAUGAGAACCUCAGUGAUUUUCAACAGUUUAUCAAAGACAACUACCGCGUACCUCCUCCGUGGAUCAUGACUAGCAGUGUAACUGGCUUGGGCAGGGAUGAACUUUUGCUCCACAUGUCGCAACUUAGAAACUACUGGGACCAAUAGCUCUGCACGACCAUAAUAUUGGCCGAUUUGUCCUCAACUUCAGAAGGAACAUGAAGAACAAGGAACUUCCGCUCGGCUGCUCAUAGUUUUUUUACUUUUUGUGCUAUUAGUCUUGUUACUGGUUACCAUAAACGCUUGGAAGAAUUCCCCGGCUAAAAGUAAUUCAGAUUUGUAAUUUUGGCCGUGGAAACUGGAAAGAUGUAUUGUUCUUUGCGUAUAUAUAGAUGGAUAAUGUUCUCAGAUUAUGCAGAGACGCAUAUUCAGUUUCA
Malus domestica (apple) is the source of this 1772-nucleotide messenger RNA. Its product is annotated as GTP-binding protein At2g22870. Gene Ontology annotation, molecular function: GTP binding. Lineage: Eukaryota; Viridiplantae; Streptophyta; Magnoliopsida; Rosales; Rosaceae. The record is from RefSeq and is a predicted model, not a curated record.